AGCAGUCCAAAGACUCAUGAACACCCUCACCGUGAGUUGUGAGUUUGAGUUGGGGAGGCAUUUGUAUUGGCCCCGAUAACGAAGUCGCACCUUAUUUACAUAAACCUUUUUCACCCACCACCCCUUUCUACAAUGCAAGCUUCUCCUCAAGAAAAUUCUCUUCCUUUAGCAUCAAUCUCACUGUCCAACCGUUCUUCUUCCUUCAACCCUAAUACACUUUCUAAGUUCAAAGGCAUGAUGUGGGGAAAGAAGAUUGGAUCGGUGAAGAAAUUAGCCAGAAGGGCCAAGUCAAUCAAGAAAGUUCAGCGUGAGCCAUCACAACAAGAGCAUUUGCUUAUGGGCAAUUGUGAAGCUGAAGAAUCAUCACCUUCGACAACACCAACAGGAACAUUUGCUUUGUAUGUAGGAGAAGCCCGACAAAGAUUCGUGGUACCAACCGGCCACCUCUCUCACCCUCUUUUUAAGAUGUUGUUAGAGAAAGCAUAUGAUGAAUUUGGUUUCGAUCAGAGAAAUGGUCUGGUGGUACCAUGCAGCGUCACUGCAUUCCAAGGGGUGUUAAGUGCCGUCGAAUGCUGCAACGGCAAGUUUGAUUUUGGAGAUUUGGUGCAGGAGUUCAUAUAACUAUGGUAGACCUAGUUCUAGAAUUGAUGUAGGUUGGGGCCUUUAGCUUGAAAAUACCGCAGUUUUCUCUUUCCUUCCACUAGUGAAGUGAUUAAGCUAAUCGACUUAUCGAGGUAAAUUUGGGAACAGAUGUAGGAGAGCAUUGUAAUUAUCCAUUUUCUAAGUUCUACGAAUUUGACCAUGUUUGUAAUUCUA
This is a messenger RNA of Coffea eugenioides, 816 nucleotides long. Its product is annotated as auxin-responsive protein SAUR50. The transcript has a single exon. The coding region runs from base 133 to 621 and encodes 162 amino acids. NCBI's taxonomy places the organism in Eukaryota, Viridiplantae, Streptophyta, Magnoliopsida, Gentianales, Rubiaceae. Gene Ontology annotation, biological process: response to auxin. The record is from RefSeq and is a predicted model, not a curated record.